Messenger RNA from Capsicum annuum, 2077 nucleotides. Its product is annotated as phosphoinositide phosphatase SAC2-like. Gene Ontology annotation, cellular component: intracellular membrane-bounded organelle. The transcript is spliced from 4 exons. Gene Ontology annotation, molecular function: phosphatidylinositol-3,5-bisphosphate 5-phosphatase activity. NCBI's taxonomy places the organism in Eukaryota, Viridiplantae, Streptophyta, Magnoliopsida, Solanales, Solanaceae. The coding region runs from base 92 to 565 and encodes 157 amino acids. Gene Ontology annotation, biological process: phosphatidylinositol dephosphorylation. The record is from RefSeq and is a predicted model, not a curated record.
GGGACCUUCUACAUGAUAGGAUGGGAUAAGACCAAAACAUUUUGGAAAGUAUUAAAGAUUGAUCGAUUGGAAGCUUCAGAGCUAAUCACUCAUGAAGAUCCUACCACAUUCAGAAUCUGAAAGCAUAGACCUCCUAAAUAGAAUACAUGAGAGAAACAAGUCUACUGGAGGGCUUAAAUUCGUUUCCCGCUGCUAUGGGAUUAUUGGUUUUAUAAAGUUUUCGGGACCUUAUUACAUUUUGGUCAUUACGGAAAGAAGGAAAAUUGGAAAGAUAUGCUGUCAUCCUAUUUACGCUAUCACUAAGAACGAGAUGCUCCCAGUUCAAAAUUCUACUGUGCUUUCCGAUAUGGCUUAUUCUAUGGAUGAAAACAGGAGAAUUUCUGAGCUGAGAAAGCUGGAGUGUCCAAAGGUUUUAGAGGAUGUUAUGUACAUCUUAAUAGUGUUCUCUGAAAUAGGAGUGCAUUUGGUUCUUAAGCUCUCGAAUUGCAUGUACAAUGGAAGGCUCGAGAUAUGGCCCCGUAAGGACUGGGAACUCGAGUCUAUACAUAAAGUUGAAGUACUCUAAAUGGUUAAGCAAAAAGGACGGGAAGACAAGUUGAACGUGAAAGAUGAAUGGGCCCUCACUCAAGUCCAAAAUCUCCAAAUACGUCAUGUCUAUGCUGCUUUGAUUCUUUAUGGAUACUUCUUGAAGUCGGCCUCGUUGAGGCACCAUUUGAAACAGAAUCUGGGUAUGUGUUCAUAUCUGCAAAUUUGAGUAUGUCUUGGUGUAUGAAAUUGCUACAGUAUGUUACAUUGUCUUAUUGUUACUAUACAACAAGAUUAUAAUAACUACAAUAGCAGUAGUUAUAUAAAAUGAUAUUUUUCAUCGGCCAUCAUGUGUCCAUUUCAGACUGUUUGUCUAAUUUUAAUUUGGCACAUAAUUUAAAAGAGUAAAUAACUCUUUUAAAUCUUGUGGUCUUAAAAAUAUGUGUAGAACAAAAAUGCACCAUAUGUUAUAAGCAGGAUGCUACUGGGCGAGUUUGGUUGAAUGGCGAGUUUGCUUGUUGUAACCUGCUAAUACCCACAUAAUCCAUGAGUAACCGAUAAGUAGUCUUUCACUAGAAGCCAUGAAGAUCAAUUCAAAGCUACACACAUCCAAAGCUUUGUCAUUUAUCAAGAAUUGUUUUAGCAAUUAAUUUAUUAGAGUGAAAGAUCACACCACAUAUUAUUCUUACCUAAGCUAUCAGGGCCUUCGGUUCUUCCCGACUCCUUGCACUUUACCAAGUCUUAUGUUUCUCCAUCUUCAUUGUAUUUGUAGAAAUAUUCUGCUCUUGAUGGUAUUCUUCAGAAGAUUGUACACUGUCAUAGUUCUUACAACACCCUCUCCAUUUUAUUAUCAAGUAGGACCCUACUGCAACCCUGGGAUUAUUGUUGGGAAGCUUGAUUAAGUUUAAUAUUGAUGUUGGCCUGUAAAAGUUUGGUAGUUGACGAAAUUUAAACACCAUAUGUUUUUGUCUUAUCUUUUGACUGGACAGACUUGAUUGUUACCCUUGGGUGCUCACUGAAUUAUUUGUUUCUGAUGCUCCUAUUGCGUAACUUUUAAUGGCACUCUGGUGCUAUUCAGGAUCUCUGAGAUACUGGAAAGAGUGCAACAAAGUGGAUCUAUUGAUAUCAAAAUUAACAGUUUGGGAUGAUGAUGUUGUUUCUAGAGAUCUUUAUUGUGCUUUUUUUUUUGGGUUAAGGAUUUACCUUUCGUUAAAUCUCUGUCUGGCAUAUGGAAAUUCUGGCUGGCUCUUGGACCUUGCAACGUUCCAUUGAAUUUGUAUGAUAGCUCAUUUCAAGAUUCUUCAUGGGAAACAAUAUCAGGAAAACUGCGGGUGAUCAAAUUUUAGUGUUGGCCACCACAAGUAAAGUCAAUCUAGAUUGAAGCGAACGAUGAACUUUUUGAGCUAUAUUCUGAUAUAUGUUUAAACAUAUUUUGUUUUGUGUGGAACUUAGUACAAAUCUUUAAAAUGUUUUCUAAUUAGUAUGUGUAGUAAAAGACAUGUUUUUUUGAAGUUCAUUGCAAAUCUAUGUAUUUGAAUCAUUUAUUAGCUAA